This is a messenger RNA of Wallemia mellicola CBS 633.66, 798 nucleotides long. Its product is annotated as kinase-like protein. The record is from RefSeq and is a predicted model, not a curated record. Gene Ontology annotation, cellular component: cytoplasm. Gene Ontology annotation, molecular function: protein serine/threonine kinase activity; ATP binding; tau-protein kinase activity. Gene Ontology annotation, biological process: intracellular signal transduction; protein phosphorylation; microtubule cytoskeleton organization. The annotation marks the transcript as partial. NCBI's taxonomy places the organism in Eukaryota, Fungi, Basidiomycota, Wallemiomycetes, Wallemiales, Wallemiaceae. The transcript has 2 exons.
AUGUCAAAUCUAAUUAAAUUCAAUCAAUCGUUAAACCACCCGCUGGCUAUUGAAUACUUUAAGUUGCACCCUAAACGACAGAAAAUAUUCUUUGGCCCUUAUUUGCUAUUAAAUACCCUAGGCGAGGGUGAAUUCGGUAAAGUUAAACUUGGUAUACACUCUGAAUUCGGCGAACAAGUAGCCGUUAAACUCAUCAGAAGAAACUCCGUCUCAGACAAAUCAAGAUUAUCAAAAGUUGAACGUGAAAUUAUCGUUUUAAGAUCAGUAAAUCAUCCACAUAUCGUCGGUUUAUACGAUGUUAUUGAAACUGAAAAGUAUAUCGGUAUUGUCUUAGAGUACGCCCCAGGUGGUGAACUAUUCGAUUUCAUCCUACGUCACAAAUAUCUUAAAGAACGUGAUGCUUGCCGUUUAUUCGCUCAAUUAAUUUCAGGCGUUUCUUAUUUACAUAGUAAAAAAGUUAUCCAUAGGGAUCUCAAAUUAGAAAACCUCUUACUUGAUAGAGGUCGUAACAUCAUUAUCACAGAUUUCGGUUUCGCUAAUCGUUUUGAACACAGGUUAGACGAUCUAAUGGCCACUUCCUGUGGUUCACCUUGUUACGCCGCUCCUGAAUUAGUCAUCUCUGAUGGUUUAUACGUUGGUAGCGCUGUAGAUAUUUGGAGUUGCGGUGUCAUCUUAUACGCAAUGUUAGCAGGUUAUUUACCUUUUGAUGAUGACCCUCAAAACCCUGAAGGUGAUAAUAUCAAUUUACUUUACAAGUAUAUCGUCUCAACUCCUCUCACUUUCCCUGAUUUUGUUUCU